AUUUUUGGCAACAUUGUUUUAAUGAAAGCGUCUCUCAUCUCCCGGAAUAAUAAACCGUCUGCUUACUACUUGAUUGAAAGCAAUAAAUAAAAAACAGGCCAACUAUUAAAAUUUUUUACAUUGUUUAAAAUUGUUUCAUAAAACUUCAAAGUAUGGCUAUGCGAACGUUUGGGGAAAAACCUAUAGCAUUUCAAUUAGAAGAAAAUGGAGAGUAUUAUUACAUCGGAUCAGAAGUUGGAAAUUACUUGCGUAUGUUUAGAGGCUCAUUGUAUAAGCGAUAUCCUUCUUUAUGGCGUCGCUUAGUCACUGUUGAUGAAAGAAGAAAAAUUGCAUCUCUUGGUUUACAGGCAAGAACAAUGGGAAUUGAUGCGAAAAACAGACUACUUAAGAAAGCUGGAACAACUAACCUUGAUGACCCUAAUUUAUCAACAGAUGUCAAAGGGUUGGGACCACACAGUCUUGCUACCAAUAUUACUUUACUUCGGGCAACAGAGGUAGAUGAAAUUUUUGAUGGAAAAGAUGAAAAGUAUCGUGCAGUUUCUAUCAGUACUGAGCCACCUGCAUCACGGGAAACUAAAGCUAAGAGAAAUACUUGGAUGCCCACAGUUCCAAAUAGUUCUCAUCAUUUAGAUGCUGUACCAUGUUCUACUCCUGUAAACAGAAAUAGAAUAAGUCACAAGAAAGUUAGAACUUUCCCAUUACUGUAUGAUGAUCUAGAACCUGCAGUAAUUCAUGAAAAUGCCACACAAAUGGAAGUUCUUGUUCCAGUUCGUUUAGAUAUGGAAAUAGAAGGUCACAAACUGCGUGAUACUUUUACAUGGAAUAAAAAUGAAUCUUUAAUAACUCCUGAGCAAUUUGCAGAAGCUCUUUGUGAUGAUUUAGACUUACCACCAUUGUCUUUUGUGCCAGCUAUUGCGCAAUCCAUAAGACAACAAAUCGAUGCAUUUCCCACAGAUAAUCUUCUUGAUGAACAAGCAGAUCAGAGGGUUAUUCUAAAGCUGAACAUACAUGUAGGAAAUAUUUCUUUGGUUGAUCAGUUUGAAUGGGAUAUGUCUGAAAAAGAAAACAGUCCUGAAGUGUUUGCAAAUAAGUUAUGUUCUGAGUUAGGACUUGGUGGAGAAUUUUGUACAGCUAUUGCAUACAGUAUUAGGGGUCAGUUGUCUUGGCAUCAAAGAACCUAUGCAUUUAGUGAAGCUCCUUUACCCACUGUUGACAUUCCUUAUCGAAAUCAGUCAGAAGCUGAUCAAUGGUGUCCAUUCUUAGAAACUCUUACUGAUGCAGAAAUGGAGAAAAAGAUCAGAGAUCAAGACAGAAAUACAAGGAGGAUGAGGCGUUUAGCAAACACUGCACCAGCCUGGUAAAAAAGGAAUUCACCCUCAUCAUCAUUUGAAGAUUGUUUUUAAGGACUGUACAUUUAUCAUUUUAAAUAUUACAUUAUAAGGAAACGUUUUGAAGAAAGUAUAACAUUUGGAACUGCUUGUGUAGUAUUGCAUUUCGUCAAAUAUGUGUGGUUAUUGUUUCUUUAUAUUUAAUCCAUAGUUACAGAUUUUUAAUUAUUGAAAAUUGCACUGGUAUACGUAUAACAUCUUCUCCGAAAGUAAUAAGUUAUCAAAUAUUGAUAUAAUUUGUAAAUAUUUGUUAUUAAAGCAAAUAAAUACGCUAAAUACUUAA
Molecule: messenger RNA, 1671 nt
Organism: Parasteatoda tepidariorum (common house spider)
Lineage: Eukaryota; Metazoa; Arthropoda; Arachnida; Araneae; Theridiidae
Gene: Snr1
Product: SWI/SNF related, matrix associated, actin dependent regulator of chromatin, subfamily b, member 1
Biological process (GO): chromatin remodeling
Cellular component (GO): nuclear chromosome
Source: RefSeq, a predicted model, not a curated record